AUGAGCUCCCAUCAGAUUGCUGUAGCGAAGGCUUCGUUCUCCGCCGGCCUGCUACGGCCUGAUCCGUCGCCAGUCUCCGGCGAGGAGAUAUCGCGCUUUCACACCGAGCUUGACACGAUGCUGUCGCAUUGCUCACCAGCACAUAUCCAGAUUUGCAAAUCAUGGCUUCUAAAACACGUUGCUCCCUCGGCCGUCCGAAUAGGGGGAUUAGGCAAAUACUUCGUUGCGCUGGCAGAGUUCCUGCAACAGAAACCAGCAGAUAAACUAGAAGUUCAAAAUGGGGCCGGUAGAAAGCGCGGUGCAUCUCCGAGGAGAAAGACGUUACACAUACUCUACCUGUUGAACGAUUUGCUUCACCAUACGAAGUAUCAUGACCCAACACCCACCUCUGCGUUCUCAACGGUAGCCGAGUCAUUACGCCCGUACUUGACUACGCUUUUUAGCCAUGCUGGAAGCUAUAGCCGUGGCGAUAACUCCAAGUAUCGCAAGCGGGUCGACGAUCUUAUCAAGCUAUGGGAAAGCAAUGCAUAUUAUAGCGCGGAAUACAUGAAGAAAUUGAGGGAUGCGAUUGAAAAUUUCGAGGCCAUUGGAGACAAGACUACCAUAGAUGGGGAAGCACAUGCUGAGCAGAAAAAGACUGAAACGCGGAAUAUACCGUAUAUCAUGCCGGCGACCCAUGGUGAUCCCAAUGCGCCGUAUUACGAAUUGCCUGCAGGAAACAUGCUGCCACACAUAAUUCCGGAUUCCUCAGCUGCAAUUCGAACCCAGUCAUUAAAACCUCUCCAAUUUGCCGCUGGCCCCGCUGAUGAGUCCCUUGUCAAGGCCGUGAAAUCCCUCCUGGCAGAGGUAGACAGGAUUUACGAUACCAAUGAACACGAGUCUCGGGAGUUUACAAUAGUAGAUGUGGAUGAGCUGGGGCAAACUACGACGCGCAAUGAUAUGACGGGGGAAUCGCUGGACAGUGGCACAUACUACGGCUGGUCUCGGGAGUUUUGCCAAAACAUGAAGCAACGCAGGAGCGGAAAGACUCGCAGUAGAAGCCGGAGCGCAAGUCAAAGCAUCAGCUCACGGCGGUCAGCAAGUAAAAGGCGGCGGUACAGUGAUAGCAUGAGCGAAGAUGGCAGAGGCCGUUCACCUUCCACGAGCUCUUCACUAUCCCGUGCACGUCGACGAAGAGGCUCAGAAUCCCGCUCCCGUUCCCGCUCUCGCUCACCUCCCCGUCGAUCCAGGGCAGGCCGUUCAGCAUCCAGAUCAGCGUCGUACUCGCCUAAACCACCUGUAUCUCGCGGAGUCCAGUCGCCACCUCCACCUCCACCUCCUCCCUCGCAGCCUGCAAAUCAAACCCAAGCACCUUACGUCAAUACUCAAUUCCCUUUCAUAGGCGCGCAGCAGUUAGGUAUGCUACCCAUAAACCCUGCGCAGCCAGUAAUAUUUCCUCCGCCAGUUCGACCGCCAAACUAUCAUGGGCCCUGGCCACCGCCUCCUCCUCCACCGCCAGGCAUAUCUGCGCCGGGAGGGGGUCCGUUCCCCCCAGCUAUGAAUAUAAACAUGGCCAUGAACAUGGGUAUGAAUAUGAACCUGCCAGCAUUCCAGCAAAACCUCCCACCAUCGACGAUUGGUGGGUCUAUGGGCGGACAGCAGUUCAUGCCUCCACUGCACCAUCAAGGGGCAAACUUCGGUUUCAAUCCACCACCGCAUCCCCACCAGCAGCAGCAAGGCCACCAAGGCGAGCAGAACCAUCAGAGCCAGCAGGGCCAGCAGGGCCAGCACGGACAGCACGGACAGAUACAUCCAAGAAACUCAAGCUCCAGCCCCAAUGGGAUGGGUAGAUGGAACCAAGGCGGCUGGUCUUGA
Molecule: messenger RNA, 1854 nt
Organism: Nannizzia gypsea CBS 118893
Lineage: Eukaryota; Fungi; Ascomycota; Eurotiomycetes; Onygenales; Arthrodermataceae
Exons: 2
Coding region: 1-1854 (617 amino acids)
Biological process (GO): intracellular calcium ion homeostasis
Cellular component (GO): perinuclear region of cytoplasm
Source: RefSeq, a predicted model, not a curated record